Betta splendens (Siamese fighting fish) is the source of this 1856-nucleotide messenger RNA. RefSeq names its product FIP1 like 1a (S. cerevisiae) (gene fip1l1a). Gene Ontology annotation, molecular function: RNA binding. Bases 124 to 1257 code for a protein of 377 amino acids. Gene Ontology annotation, cellular component: mRNA cleavage and polyadenylation specificity factor complex. NCBI's taxonomy places the organism in Eukaryota, Metazoa, Chordata, Actinopteri, Anabantiformes, Osphronemidae. The transcript has 13 exons. The record is from RefSeq and is a predicted model, not a curated record.
UUUUGAAUCUCCAAUAGAAACCACUACAACUGCCAGCAACGGCAACGCAUACCUGCGUUUCUGCCAUUCCUUUAAACAGAAAACAAACAACUUAAAUAGAAUUAAAAAUACAUCAUCUUAAAAAUGUAUUCGGAGUCACGCUCAAAGGUUGUUGCUCAGGUUGACGAGGAAGAAAAGAUUUAUCAGUUCAUUUAUGGCAUGUACACCAGACGUGACAGGGAAGUGGAGGAAAGUUUAAACACUCAACCCCCACCCAGUAUCAGCUCUGAGGACUCCCCUGUGUAUGUGAAAAAUAUCGCGGAAAGGAGGUUUCAUCCAGUUGUUAGAAACACAAAGGGGCCAAGCAUGGAUGCAUUGGACGAUGACCAAGAAAUGCCAGUUGAGAUAGUUAAAUCAACAGAAGAAAAGCCCUGGAGGGAAUCUGGUGCUGACAUCUCGGAUUACUUUAACUAUGGAUUUGAUGAGGAAAGCUGGGAAACCUACUGUAAGAAACAGACAAACCUCUGUGCAGCUCAUGCGAAACUGACGGUCCAAAAGGGGCAAAGCAAACAUGAAGAAAAUGGGCUCUGUUGGGCUAUUGCUCCUUCCGACUGGCCAUCUAGGGAGUCAAGCCCUGGAGUGCGGCACAGAUCCGGCAGAAUGGGGCACCAGCGUUUGGGUGAUAAAGGAAACAACACACAGGUGAUUGCCGAGACAUCCUCUAUAGAACAUAGAAGUACUUCAUCCAGUGUGAGGUGUCUCAUGUAUGUCCCUUCACCGUCUUUCCUUUGCCAACGACGACACCGUCCUCAUUCCUCAGUUUCUACUUUAAACACUAAACAGGCUGAAGAAUCACCAAAACUAUCUUCAUCGGUCUCUCAGGUUGCAAGGACUGUGACCUCCAGUGCUGCAGUGACAUACACAGACAAAGGCAGAAGAUCUAGAGCGCAUGGUCAUAACCAAACUAGUAAAAGAGGCAGAGAAGGACAAGUGUGGAGCGGCUCUUCACGACGCAGAGGAGACAAGCAAACGAGUCACAGGGAGACUAGGAAGCCAGGGCACAGGCAUCGUUUUAAGGAGAGGAGGAGAGGAGACAGCAGGGGAAAGGAGGAAAGGCACCGAAAGACGAAGCGUAAGGGCCAAGGAUGGCAAUUACCACACAGCAGCCCUAGCAGGAGCGAGAUCAAAAGUAGGGGGGGUGAUGGUGAGGACAAGUCAGAACAGACGCGAUCGCGAAAUACCAAGAGACGCGGAAAAGGGCAAAGAGAGAGCAGAUAAUCUCCUCUGACAACGAGGAAAAUGGAACCUGACUGACUUCAGUCUCCUGAAGUCUAACGAGAACCGCCCUGGGGCAUCAGGACGGGGGUUUGAGUCUCUCUCUUUGAGUUUCCUCACACAACAAGAUGUUUUCAACAUAUUUAUUGAUCAUAUAACCAAAUGAACCAUCAGAUAUACUACACAAGCCAAAGUGUGACAGACAGAACCACAGCAGACGGGCCGCAGACCUUCUACCGAUGCACAGAAUCCAAGUCAGGUUCUUUUCUUAAACGUAAGAAAAUUAAUAAGGCCGCCACAAUGUUACCUAUUUAAAUAUUAUGAACACAUUAAUCUUUUUUUUUAACAUAGUUUUUUUUGCCAGUGGUUUGAUCAUAUUUCCUUAGUUUCUGAAACAAAAGAAACAAACCUCAACACAAACUACUACUUGGCAACGUGUCGUCAGGUCAACAGAUGUAAAUGACAACCACUGUCAGUACAAACAGAAUGGAGCCUAUAAUCAAAGGCCAUACCACAAACAAAAGAAAUGUAUUACAAGUGCUUGGAUCUGUACUUUUCUAGACACCCAACAUUUACAAUAAAGAAAUGUGAGUCCAACUUAA